Molecule: messenger RNA, 4814 nt
Organism: Trichoplusia ni (cabbage looper)
Lineage: Eukaryota; Metazoa; Arthropoda; Insecta; Lepidoptera; Noctuidae
Exons: 16
Coding region: 191-3307 (1038 amino acids)
Source: RefSeq, a predicted model, not a curated record
UUUUGGCAUUUUGCUUAUGGUGAUAUGUCAAAUUCCAAACUAAAACUUGUCUGGGACAAUUCAUGUUGGUUCUUAUAUCUUUUUUCUUUAUAAUAUUUACGGUAUUCCUUGUAGUAAAUGUAGUUCUUGUGUGAAAUUUAUAUGUGAUUUAUGUAAAGUGCCAAAUUGAUGUCUCGUUACUAUUGGUAUUAUGAAUCAGGUUGAUCAAAAUAUAAACAAAGAUAUGUUUGAUUCUGAUCUGAUCGACGUGGAAUCUUUGGAUUAUUCCUAUUAUCAGACGUGGUUAUGCACAGUCCCUGAUGACUCGGGCCAGAAUGUUGAUAUUGUGGAUUGGAACUUAUCAUGUGAUUGGCCAAUCAACGAGGACAAUGAUUACCAGAAAAUGGAGAAAGACCUCUAUUCAGUACUUGACAACAUACUCAAAAAUGAAAUCCUCUCAAUGCCAGAUAAACACAAGUUCGACUCUCGAACAUACGUGAAGCCCAAGAAACGGAUGCAGAGGCCGAGUAUACAAAACAUAGUCGAAGUACCCUCAAAUCCUCCUUCACUCACCCACAACCUGUUGCUCAACAACCUCAACCAAUCGGGCAACCAGUCGGCCAACAAGUAUCUGACGUACAACAAAUAUAAUAACCCGUUAGGUCAGAUAAGCCCGAUGUUGAGAUUGAAAACGUUCAAUGUGGAUACGAAUUCUGAAAACAGUACGUUGAUAAAGGAGUAUGCGAUGAAGAGAAGGAGUUUGGUGCAGGAUGACGAUCCACAGCUGGAAGACUUAGAUAUAACCCUUGGUCCGGAUCUGUCCAGUCGAUCUUCGUUGGACCAGACACCGUCGAAGCCGAUCAAUAUAGACCUAUCGCAGCCCGCUCACAACCUUCACAACACGUUCAACAAGUGGAUGUUCCAUAUGUACCUCAGUGUGGCCCAAUACCAAAGGAGGUGGUACGGUGUGACCUCGCCUCAGAACCAGGCUCUGCACUGCUUUAGAGGUCUUUCGAACAUCUUGAACGAGCGUCCGAGUCUCAAUAUGUAUCAGAGCGGGGAGUCACUGAUGCGUAUGUCUCCGCCAAGUCUCGUGUCGUCACUCCUCAUGGAAAGUUCUGGAACCUUCAACGCUGAGUCUAUUGACAGUCGGAAAUCAUUAACCUCACAUAAGGAUUCGGGUCUACCAACGUCAGGACGGGAUAGCAUUGACCCGAUGAUGACCAGCAUGACUCUAAGUAUUCUUGAGGAGAAGGAUAUGAGCACGAGCUUCCUGUCUCAGACGACGUACCCAGACAACGAGAGCAUCGUCGACUCCUUACCUUCCAGUCUCGUCAGCUCCGUCAACUCCGGAUACGUCCUCACCAACUCUUCCAAACCAAAAGACAGCACAGAUUCCAACAUAUUCAGUUCAGCAACCUUCACACAUCUAGAACAAUCCGAAAAGCUCCUCUCCGCACGACCUCGCUGCCAACUCUACAACAGCUUCACAAAACGUGACUCAGCCAUACGAAACUCGGAAAGUUACACAAAAUCCCGCGAAGAAGCGUGCCAAAUCGACCCCGUCAAAAUUCUAAACGAAAAUUCUGAUAAGAAAGACUCGCCCAAGACUGUGCCUAAGCCGAGCCCAGAAAUGGCUGAAACGAUAACCUUACACUACUCAAAUAACAGGUUUAUGAGGGAUAACGACGCUGAAAAAGAAAACUUUGAGACUGACGACGCGUUCUACAAAGAUAUGGGGCUGCAGAAAGCGGAGGACUUGGCGGCGCGGAACAGUUUGAACGUUACUCUGGGCAAGCAGGAGUUGAAUGAGAUAAUACAGGCUCGGCAGAAGUUGUCUUUAGCUAGGAAAGCGUUGCCCACCGAGCCGGAGAAGCCGUUGCCGAACCAGGCGGAGACUUCGCCGAUCAAAACGAUACACUUGCCGAACCAAACGAUAACGGUGCCGCGACAGAGUAUGGAGAACGCCUCAGAGCUGCUCUCAAGAAGAAGAGUCAUGAACACGAACGGCUUCGACAGACAAGAAGAACCGACGCGAGACACGCCCAAACGGUCUGCCACGUUCAAGAAAGUGUCGCCAAAGACCAGUGCUAUGGACGCGACGGUUGUGUACCUGAAGUCUGAUGAAAACCAAAUCAUUGACAUUAAUUCUGCUACGCUAAACCUUAUAGAUGUUGGUGAGAGAACACAGCAAGAUGUACGGGAGUGGGGUUCACAAGAGCGAGCGAUGGUGGGUUCGAGUGAGAGUACAGACACGGGGACCUUCAGCUCGUCCAGUCCGCCCGACAGCGUGCCCGAGACUGCGCCUGCACAUGAACCACGCCCACAGGUCGCCUCAACACCGCUAAUGUCGCUACGGAAGGGAUCGAAAAACGAACUGCUAAACUUGCACAACACCAUAUCCCCUAUAUACGAUAUGAUUGACGACAAAUCCUACACAUUAACUAAAGUACCGAGCGCGAACUCGUCCGGCAUGGAACGCACUUACGAUAUGCACAGCACGACGAUCAUAAACAGCGCGACUUUGGUUAAGAAGUCGUCGGUUAAAAGGGAUAUUAUGGCGGGGAAAGCGAGUCCUGAGAGGAAAAUGGUGGCUCCCAGUGUUGUUCCGAAGUCGCCGCUAAGCAGGGUCUCGCCUACCAGUGCUGUAUCAUACGGUUCUAUGGUCCCACCGACAGCGGUACCCAGGAAGUCGGGCUUGCCAUCAUCAAAACUUAGGCAAUACAGUUCUCAUAGAGAGUUGAGCAGGAUACCAGGCAGCGCGGCCCCGGCGGCGGGCGCGCGCGCGGCGGCGGGGCGCAGCAUGGUGCGGCGCGGCGUGUACGCGUCCAACCCCGCGCUCAGCCCCACCGCGCCGCACCCGCCGCCCGUCGUCACCGACUCCUACACCAUACAGACCCAUCAGAGACAAGACGACAAACAAGCUUCCAAGGCCGACCUCCCGCCGACGCCAGCGCUCGUGCGGCAGGGAACGGAAACUCUCCGCCGAGAGCGCCCUCAGAGCCAACUUGUUGCACCUAGAGACCUCCGCGCGGGCGCCGGCAGCGGCGUGCCCGUCUCCAUGCGCAACCAUCACUUACCUCCGCCGCCGAGCCGGCCCUACUCGCUGGCGAGCGCCGCGCCGCAGCGGGUGGCGCGCCCCGCCUCCGGGCCCGCGCCUAAACAGGCACCUUCGGUCCCCGUGCUAGAGCAGCCGCGGCCGGCGUCCGGCAGCGAGGCGCGCGCCUCGGCGCUGCCGCGGCCCUCGCGCCUGCCCGCGCCGCGCCGGGCGCUCAGGCCGCCGUCCGUGUACUCGGUGGCCCCGACUGCAGACGUGGACCAUUACUGACACUUGGCUUGCUGCGCCGACAUCCUCGCGAGGCGCCUCUAGCAAACACUCAACACCUAAUAACUCGACUGAUUAACUACGGUGUCUUCAAAACUUUUCUACUACAACAAAUAAUCCAAUUUUGGCUUUUACUAAACAUAAUUUUUAACAUUUUUUUGGUAAUGUUUUACCGUCAGUAUUAAACGCUGAUAACCUAAUAUAUAGUAUUGACCAAUUCGACGUAUGAGACGGUUUGGCACGGUUAAUGCGGAGACAAUAAAUUUAUAAAUUUCGUUGACAUUGAUAUUUGAGAUUAAUGUAAAUUAUUAACUAUUUAAAUUUCACUUGUUAUCAUAUUACCAUAUCGUUUUCUGAAUGUUGUGUUGCUAAUAGGAUGUGUUGGUUGAUUCAUUUAAUUCAUCAAAACAUUGUAUUAAAUUUCCGGCAUUCAAAAUUUUUCAUGUAAAAAUUUUGUUAAUGUCUUCCAAUGGGGGUGGGAAAUAAUCUUUUCAGGAGAUGAAAAGUAUACAGAUUUCAGCCUCUGACUGUUGUAUACUGUUAUGUAUCGCAUCUCAUCACUCAAUGCUCUCUCGCGCCAUCUCACUGUCAAUGAAGCUCAAAAUUGUAUAAAUUCUAUCUAAAUCAUGAUUUGGUACAAAGACAUACAAAUUAAGAUAUUAUUCCUAUAUUAUUAUUUACAAAUUAAGUGAGUAGUGUAUCAAAUGUUGGUUUAGUAAUUUAUUUCAUAGUAAGAAUUUUGCAUUUUGUUUCAAUUUAGAGAUUGUAAUCUUAUAGGGACAUGUAAUUUAAUCACAUUUUAGAAUUAAAUUUAUAUACAAUUAUUCGUAAUGCUCCUUUGUAUACUAACUUUAUCGUAGCAUAGUAAAUGUAUACAUGGCACACCUGACACAUAUUUUUAAUAAAAUAUUAAACAUAAACAUUAAAAAGUUAUCCAAAUUUUUGCGCAUAUAUUAUAUCUCACACAUUGUACCGCACAAAUUUCAUGUAAGUAUAUUAUAAUUAUUCUGUUGUAAAUUGUGUAAAUUUCAGUGUUACUAUACUUGUAAAGCUUCGUUUUAUCAAUACUCUGCUUCCUACCGUUUGUAUAGCAAUCGAAUUAAUAUUUAAAUAUAAACAUAUCGGGAAUAAGAGACUUGUGUAUAACCUACGUUGAUUCCAUUCAUGUUAAAAAUGCUUUAUAUGUAUUUUGUUAAAUGUUUAAUGUGUAUACAUCGAUGUUUUCCGGCCAAAUUACAGUAUUGUGAGGUUUUUGUGUAAUCCGCAAUAAAUUAAUAAAUAAUUGUUGCUUGGUGGCAUUAUAAUUGUAUAUUUUGUAAACAACAUAUAUAUGUACAGGGUUGUUUGAGUUAUGUGAAAGUCUACGUGCAUUGUGUGCUAAAUCUCUGUUCCCGCGUCUGUGGCCGCGCGAGCUGCGCCCGCCACACGACCGAUAGAACACGUCGUGCCUUAUUUAGGUAGUGUAAGGGAGUUUGUUUUCAUUUUUUAAUAAAACUAUGUAUUUAAUGAA